AUGGAUACAGAGACUAAAUACUCGGCGUACCACUCUGCUCCCUACCAUGCAGCAGGAACCGCCAUCAUGAGCUUCAAACCAAUCAACGCAAUUCACCAGCAUUUAUGUGCCUUUCACGUCUAUUCUCAAGAUCGCUCUCGACAUGUUGAAGCACACCAUUAUUGCCAACAUCUCUCAGCAGACCUUCACCAAUGCAUCAUCUACGACUCGGACAAGUUGGAUGCGAGGCUGAUCGGGAUCGAGUAUAUCGUCUCGGAAGAGGUGUUCACGUCCCUGUCCCGGGAUGAGAAGAAGUAUUGGCAUUCUCACAAGUACGAGGUUGAAAGUGGAUUGCUCCAACUGGCGACAAAAGCCAUGGUGCCUGCCUCUGCGACGGACCUGGCAGAGCAACCUGCUAUGCUAGAACUUCAGAGGACGUAUGGGAAGACGAUCCACACUUGGGCGAUCGACACCUCCCCCGAGCUUCCCCUCGGGCCGCCAAAUCUCAUGAUGGCUUACACGCGUGACGGCCAGGGUCCUCCAGAAGAGAUGAUCAAGAAGCGGGACGCAGAAUGGGGCCAAGACACCGUGUCGAAGAGAGAAUCGCGGAAGGAGUACUUGCCUCAAUACGAGAAGGUCGACGGCGCGGAUGAGUGGGAGAGCACUGGACGAGCGGUUAGGUUCAACGUCGAAGAAGUCUCCACGGAGUAG
Molecule: messenger RNA, 690 nt
Organism: Trametes versicolor FP-101664 SS1
Lineage: Eukaryota; Fungi; Basidiomycota; Agaricomycetes; Polyporales; Polyporaceae
Product: DUF1264-domain-containing protein
Exons: 5
Coding region: 1-690 (229 amino acids)
Source: RefSeq, a predicted model, not a curated record